GAAGAAUAAAUAAGGGAUAGAUGUUUAGGGUAAGUAAAUUUCUUUUUCCUAAGCCUGGCUGCGAGGAGAUUACUCGUACGGCACGACGCAUUCAGUUGAAACCACAAGAGUAUUAUGCUCAACAUCGAAUGCAAGUGUGGCAAAUGAGGUUUAAGGAAAUGGGACCCCUUUACUCUAAAGUCUGGGUGGCACUUGGUGGAAAAAUGAGACGCCGACGCAUCGGGCGCCAAAUUGAUAUCAAAGAUCUACGUUACUAUUGGCGUCCUAUAGAACCUCAGUAUCAGCGUUUGUAUAUGUCGAGGCUCCGUCAGAAAGGACGCAGCAACAUGAAGCGGUUACCAAUGCGGCUUCGACCUACUAACACUGAGUUGGGCAAGAUCACCUCGUCUAAAGAGUGGGAACGUGCAAGCCAUCGCAAAUAUGGCGCUCUGCAAGCACCUCCAAGAAAGUUAGACUUCGAAUUUCGCGUCUUCUAGUCUUUUUGCAGCACUUUUUAUAUGCGUGAAUAAUGGUUUAGUCGUCUUUGUAGCGGUUCUGAGAAAUAUUGCGAGACCCGAAAGUUAUAGCGCUGUGAUGCAAGUAAAUAUGGCACAGAACGUAAUGAUAAUAUUAAAAGUUUCUGCCCCUACACACCAUCUACAGGAUGAUACAGUUUCAGCCUUUAGGCCAUCACUAAUUCAUUCAUUCACAAGUGGUUCAUGUGCGCAUAAUCAACGAUAUUCAUGAUUAUCUACCAAACAUCGAAUUAUCAUAAAUUUCAAAGAUAUAUAUUUUUUGGUAAUUGUAUGACAAUUAUUCACCUCACUCUAAAAGACUUCACCAUUUGCAUAUUUCAAAUUGAAUUUUCCAUCGAUGAAGAUAUUUACAAUGAAGCUUGCUAUAUGUCUAGCACCGUA
Molecule: messenger RNA, 896 nt
Organism: Phytomonas sp. EM1
Lineage: Eukaryota; Euglenozoa; Kinetoplastea; Trypanosomatida; Trypanosomatidae
Source: the annotation of a GenBank genome assembly